Drosophila serrata is the source of this 2980-nucleotide messenger RNA. RefSeq names its product putative sodium-coupled neutral amino acid transporter 11. Gene Ontology annotation, biological process: amino acid transmembrane transport. Gene Ontology annotation, molecular function: L-amino acid transmembrane transporter activity. NCBI's taxonomy places the organism in Eukaryota, Metazoa, Arthropoda, Insecta, Diptera, Drosophilidae. Gene Ontology annotation, cellular component: membrane. The record is from RefSeq and is a predicted model, not a curated record.
ACGCCGACGUCGACGGGAAAACGUGAACGUUAUCCUUGUUGAGAGUUUCGCAAUAUAUUUUUAUUGCAGCAGUCUCAUCGAAAGCGUCGAAGCAACUCGCAGCAAAUCGCAUCGAACACCCGAUAAAUCGGCGGCUGCUGCUUCCACGAAUGUGCGUUCCAUACCUACACACAUUCAACGAAACCCACCUAAAACUGAACUGCAACAACCAAAAUAUAAUCUAGACCUAAACUCAACUAAGUAAACGAACUAAAACUAAAAUUGAAGCCAGAAGCUGUUACAACUUUUACUAUUACCAAAAGUUAGACCAAAACAUUUAGAGAGAAAGAGAGAGCGAGAGAAAUAAAGCACACGAAACGCCAAGGAUAAGGACAUUAGGACACCAAAAUGAACGACAGUCGACGGAACACGGCCACGGAAUUCAGUUAUAUACUGCAGCGCCAGGGCAGCGAUGUCUCCGUUGCCGAGGCGUAUGCAUUCGAUGACUUCAACAAUUUAAUGAAGAACAACCAUCAGACACAUCAGCAACAGGGCCAACAGCAGCAGCAGCAGCAGCAGCAGCAGCAACAUCCUUCGCAGCAGCUACAGCAGCAACAGCAUCAUCAUCAUCCUUCGCAGCAGCCACAGCAGGAUGCCGGGCUGGGUGACACGUUGUCCUCGCUGCCACAGGCCUCGUUCAACUACAUCAACUCCAUUGUGGGCAGCGGCGUCAUCGGCAUACCCUACGCCCUCCACCGCGCCGGCUUUGGCCUCGGCCUGGCCCUGCUCAUCCUGGUGGCCUACAUCACCGACUAUUCGCUCAUCCUCAUGGUCAGAUGCGGUCACAUCUGCGGACGGUUCAGCUAUCCGGGCAUCAUGGAGGCGGCCUACGGAAAAUAUGGUUACUACCUGCUCUCGCUCCUGCAGUUCAUGUAUCCCUUCCUGGCCAUGAUUUCCUACAACGUUGUCGUGGGCGAUACUUUGUCCAAGGUGCUGGUCCGCUUCUUUCCAUCCUGGGGCGGUUCCAUGGGCGCCGUCCGGCUGGGCGUGGUCUUCUUUGUGAAUGUGGGCGUGGUGAUGCCCCUGUGUCUCUACAAGAAUGUCUCCCGGCUGGCCAGAGCCAGCUUCGUUAGCCUGGCCUGUGUGGUCUUUAUCCUGUUUGCGGUCAUCAUCAAGCUCAUGUCGGGCGAUUACAAAGUAACGGACACGGCGGAGUCCUGGCGCUUUGCUAACUCGGAUCUUAUCCCAGCCACGGGCAUCAUGGUCUUUGCUUUCAUGUGUCAUCACAAUACCUUCCUCGUUUAUCAAUCGAUGCGCGAGGCGACCAUGGAACGCUGGGAGAAGGUCACCCACAUCUCGAUUGGAUUCGCCUGGACGGUGGCGGCCCUAUUCGGCAUCGCCGGCUACUCAACCUUCCGCGCCUUAUCCCAAGGUGACCUGCUGGAGAACUACUGCUGGGAUGACGACCUGAUGAACUUCUCGCGUGUUCUCUUCUCCGUAUCCAUACUGCUGACCUUCCCCAUCGAGUGUUUCGUUUCCCGGGAGAUUGUGCGCGCCCUUGUCCAUCGAUUUGUGCUAAAGGAGCCCAUCAGUGAGUUUACCCAGGACAAGGACCCCAGCCUGGAGAAGGGCGCCGAGAUCGAUGAGUACUCGAAAGCCAUUACCAUGGCCAUCGUGUUCAGCGCCUUUGUCAUCUCUCCCAUGACCGACUGCCUGGGCUCAGUGCUGGAACUGAAUGGUCUCCUGGCUGCCAUCCCUCUGGCGUACAUCCUGCCCGGUCUGGCCUACAUCCAAAUGGAACCGCACGCCCUGCUGAGCCGCGAGAAGCUGCCCGCUUUGGGUCUGGUGGUCUUUGGUGCCCUGGUGACCAUCCUGGGGGCGGCAGUGCUCCUGCCAGGACUAAUGGGCGGCGAUUGCCGAGCGGAUAUCGUGAUGGGCUACUGCCGGCAGGAGUUCCAGAAUGCCACAGCCACCGCCGCCAACUAAGGAAUCGAAGUCCGGAAGGGAACAACGGCCAAGGAACGGAAGUAGAACCCAAGAAAGUCCUUGGGUUGCAGGGCUGGGAAUUCCCUCGUUUUCUUUCUCUUUUGUUUUUUGUUUUUGGGUUUUUUUCCAUUUCGACAUUAAAUUUUUGAUUUCUGCACCGCAUCGCAUCGAAGGAAACGUGUGUACCUGAGUCCCAGACGUUCAAAGUGUCUGCGUAAGUAAGUAGUAGGUGGUACUGGGAGCUAGUACAAGGUACUAGUGCCUGUGUGCUCGAGUGCCAGGAAGGUGAUACGGGCGAACCUCAGUACAAAGGCCGGGCAUCGGAUCGGAUCAGUGUUAGAUCAUACAUACUAUAUACACAUACAUAUAUAUAUGCACCGGAUAUAUAGAUGUUUAUUUUCCCCGUACAGAGUUUUGCAGUAGUGAAAGUUCCUCAAUAAAUGUGUACUUUUUGAUGCCAUUCCAUCGCAUAUGAAAAAAUCAAGAUCAAGAAUUGAAAUGAAACCAAAACUAGAACCUAGAUGUUAUCCGUAGCUUUAGCGUAGUCUGGAAACUAUUUGGGCACCAAUAUACACAUGCAAUCCUUAACGAAGGCCCCCUGACCCCCUCCAGUUGUGAGGCAAAAUCAAAAAACAAGUAUUAUACCGACAAAAACAACAACUAUUUGUAACUAUGUAUGUAUGUAAUAUGUAUAUCUAUGCCAUGACGUCGUUACCGGAUCAUAUUUCAAAGUUUUAUAUAAGUAUAUAUAUAUAUAUACAUAUAUACACAAGAGUAGACAAUUGCUUAGCUCCCCCAAAGAGAAGAUGUCGUCGCUUAAAAUCAAAACCAACAAAAACUACCAGAAAAUCAAAGCAAAUGUCGAGCGAAACAUCAAAUACUUUCCCCCACUUGAGAACACAUCGAUUUGAAAACAACAGUUUUGAGUUGUUAAAACGGCACUGAAUUCUUUUUAUGGAUUUUGUAUAUUAUACACAAAGAUAUAUUUUUGUAAAACCCUUGAUUUAUAUAUAUA